Stylophora pistillata is the source of this 1390-nucleotide messenger RNA. Its product is annotated as archaemetzincin-1. Gene Ontology annotation, molecular function: metallopeptidase activity. Gene Ontology annotation, biological process: proteolysis. The record is from RefSeq and is a predicted model, not a curated record. NCBI's taxonomy places the organism in Eukaryota, Metazoa, Cnidaria, Anthozoa, Scleractinia, Pocilloporidae.
CAUGUCAGCCGCGCGAAGAACAAGGAAAAGAAAGCACUCUGAAUCUGAAGUCCCAUUCGCCGCUGGAUUUCGUCUCCCAACAUUAAAACAAAGCAGAGAUGCCAUAGGAUUAUCUAAGAUUCCAAAGAUGUACGAUCCAGGAACGGAAAGUGCUCAUUUUAAACGUAUUCCCCAGCCAAUCUCGGAAGACGAUUGGUUAGCGCAAUAUAAUGAGAAAGGACAGUCAUUUAAAAACUUUACGAGGACUUGUCGUUGGAUCUCUUGUCGCAAAGUGAAAUACACGAGACAAAAAUUCGUUUCCGAUGGAAAAAAUCUCAAGCAGAGAUACCCAGAUGGAAAAAUUUACCUACAACCUCUGGGCGAUUUUGAUCAACUUUGUUGGGAUAGUAGUUAUCCUAGCAUUGAUGACUUGGCUGAUUACACAGAGCGUUUUUAUUCCUUGCCUGUUGUUGUUUUACCUGCGGUGAAGCUUAAGCUUCCCACAAAGAAAGGUGAUCUGGCAUACUGGAAUUAUGGAUUGAAUGAAACAAUAACCUCAUCAAAUGCAAUACGGACAAGCUCAAGAGUACAGUCAAAACAGUGUGAACUCAAUCAUCGUUGGUCUCGCGGGCAUGUACAACUAAGGGUGGACAGUAUCCAUGGACUUCUGCGGCAACAGAUUGCUGAUGAUGCUCUCUGUCUAAUUGGCCUGACCAUGGUAGACCUGUUUGAGGAUGAAACUGACCUGUUUGUUGCAGGGCUAGCAGCGGGAAACCAAAGAGUUGCGGUUUUUAGUUUUGCACGGUACGAUCCUUCUUUGUCAUUCUCCACUGAGCACUGGUAUGACAUCUGGCCAUCCAAACAACUUGAUCCACUCAAGAAGAAGGAGCUAGUUCUGCAGAGAAGGUGUAAACUAUUGGUGCAUGAGAUAGCGCACCUUUUCGGAGUAGAUCAGUGCAUCUGGUAUGCCUGCUGUAUGAAUGGUUCGGGUCACCUUGCUGAGGAUUUUGCUCAACCAAUUUACCUUUGUCCUGUUGAUCUUCACAAACUACAGCAGCUGUGCGGUUUUGACGCUGUUGAUAGAUAUCAAAAGCUACUUGAGUUUUUCAAGAAGCAUGGAAUGGAGGAAGAAACACGAUGGUUUGAGUCAAGACUGGCGUUUAUAACUGAAUCGGAAGCUAGAUAAACAAGAAAGAAAACCAACCGGACUUCACAAGUGAAGAGAGAACAUGCUACAAAGAAAAGAUACACACUGAUAUUUGUUAAAGAAGGAUUUGUUCAAACGUCAUUCGUUUUCCCGCCCUUUUGUGGUUUUCCCGCUGAAGACCGUAGGCUUCGGUACUCUUUUUGUCCCGUAGCGGCCAUCUUGGUUUUGAUAUGUUUUGAGCUCGAAAUAAAUAAUUUUAUUUGA